This is a messenger RNA of Cucumis melo (muskmelon), 1999 nucleotides long. RefSeq lists its product as uncharacterized. The transcript has 8 exons. The coding region runs from base 253 to 1701 and encodes 482 amino acids. Lineage: Eukaryota; Viridiplantae; Streptophyta; Magnoliopsida; Cucurbitales; Cucurbitaceae. Gene Ontology annotation, cellular component: nucleus. The record is from RefSeq and is a predicted model, not a curated record.
CAGAAAAUUACCUUCAUUCCCAUUUAGAAACUAGGUCAUUUUUCAUUUGCCUUCCAACGGUUGGGAUAUGAAAUCACCAAAAAGGGAAAAAGAAAAUUAGGCAACAACAUAAAAGAACAAACGAAACUUCAUGCUCCCAUGAGGCCGUGCGUGCGAUUUUAGAACUUGGGCCAAAUUUCUCAGGAAAGUGUGCAUUGGUACAAAUUUGCCAGUUCAAAUCCUAGGGUUCCAAACUUCAUUCCAGCUGAGCCCAUGGCGGAUGCUUCCGUCGCUGUUCUUGAAACAUUACGACUUAGGGGAUGGAAUUUCGCCGAUUCAGACGAAGUUAAGGCCGUAAUCAUGAUCGGUAGCGCCUUGGCCGAUGAUCCGAGUUCGGUCGUUGAUUCUGUGGAGUCGGAGCUCAUAAACAUGGAUCUCAGGUCCAUUGGAGGCAAGUCCUUGUCUGAACCUGCUCUUCUUCGCAAGUCUUCUCGUAUUCUCGGCCCAAUAGUUCUCCAGAUAUCAUCUGUAAAAGACAUAUCGCGAAGCAGCCUAGAUGGUAUCUUGAAGGCUUCUAAUGGUCGGCGUCUCCUACGGUUCGGUCUCACUGAUGGACACUCUGAGCUUACUGCUAUAGAGUACUCCCAUAUACCAUUUAUUCCUGAUGACAUUCCUCCUGGCACCAAGUUCGACAGAUGGAGAAGCAGCAUUCCACUUGUUCUUGGACGCCCCAGUUCGACAGAUGGAGAAGCAGCAUUCCACUUGUUCUUGGACGCCCCAUUUUCUCUUAGAGGAGCCGGGCCUAUUGGUGUUUCUGUGCUAGCUAUAGUUCAAGAAGCAAGCCAAGCUUUCUGGUUGCAGAUUCGUUUGGAAAAUAAAGCUCCAGUGCAUAGUGGAAUAGCAUGUUUAGGUCCAAAAGGGUUAUCGGUGCUUGGAGGUGUAGUUCCAACACUUUAUGAAGAAUGGAAAAUGAACCAAAAAUACUCCGGUUUAUCCCGUGCAUCCAUAAGAUUGUCACAGGGAGGAGAUAUUGAUGGUCCACCACCAUUUGAGAAGUUGCAAGUUGGAGUGCCUUCACAAAAACUUGGUCGGAAAGGAAAAUUUUCAUAUCAACAGGAGUCAUCUUCAAAGAGCAAUAGGCCUUCUGCCGAUUCAGGAAAUGUUGAAGGUAAAUCGACUAUACAGCAACAAAGCACAGACGUGAAAGCUACCAAUUCUGUCAAUUCUGUUUCCCAUUUAGAAAAGGCUGAGGAAAAACCAAGCAGCUCUGAAACAAGACCAAAGGAAGUUGUGGAAGCUGUUCCUGUCCAAAAUCAGGCUGCCUCUCAGAAACUACUUUACAAAAUGAGUCGACCAAGUGGAAACCGUCCGCCUUUCAAGAAUAGAAACCACAGGGGGAAGGGCAGAAUGGAAGAUCAGGAGGUCUAUACUCUAGAAGAGUAUGAAAGGAGAAAAUCAGGGACCAGUCAAUUACCAAAAGAGACAUCUUCAUAUACGAAUCAUGAUGAAGAACUUGCACGGCAACUUCAAAAUAAAUUUGAUUUGGAAGACUUUCAUGUACAAGACAGUACAAGCAGAACAAACGUGGAAGAUAUAAGAAUGAGCAUGUUCAACUUCGAAAGGGAUACGUAUACACCACAUGGUAGUGGGAGAGGGAGGGGAGGAGGAGGACGAGGGAGAAGAGGAAGAGGACGAGGAUGGGGAAGAGGAAGGCAUUAUUGAAUGGUUACAUCUUCAUUUUGCAUUAAAAUGUUUUAUCUACAAUUAUGAAUUUUUCAUGUUUUAUGCUUAGUUCUAUUUAGGAUUGGCUCAAACUUAUUUUGAGCAUUUUGUUACCAAGUUUUGGCUUAGGUUUAGUGGGUUGGUGUAUAGCCAUACUUUUUAUUGAAUUACAUUCCUUGGAUCCCUAAACUAUGGUUUUAUGAACUCCAUUUUUGUUUUUGUAGAUACGCAAAUGAAAGCUUGUGAGUGAUGAGAUACAACCUUAUUUGGUAAAUACAAAAUUUUGUGUUGGCAUGCA